Bombyx mori (domestic silkworm) is the source of this 2598-nucleotide messenger RNA. It is a transcript of the gene Tk, whose product is annotated as tachykinin. The transcript has 3 exons. NCBI's taxonomy places the organism in Eukaryota, Metazoa, Arthropoda, Insecta, Lepidoptera, Bombycidae. The record is from RefSeq and is a predicted model, not a curated record. The coding region runs from base 241 to 993 and encodes 250 amino acids.
UUGUUGUGGUUGGUCGGAUUGUUUGCGCGCGGAGGCGUCCGGGCCACGUUAUUGGUCAACCGAGAGCGUAAGUAGUCAAGUUUUGGCGCGACUUCCAGCAGUCGGCGAGACAUUUUGGCGCGCUUAACAGGCUGCAUUCGCGUAUUCAAAAACUUCCGUUCACAAGUUAUGGUCUGUGGUUAGAGUUUCUUUUUCGUUUCAACAUUCACCUUGCGACCGGCAUUUGAAAGAAUUAACGACAUGGGGACCUACAGAGCCUGUUUAGUACUACUGAUUCUGCAAGUCAUCUCCAUCGCGACGGCUCAGGAAAUGAUAAAACGUAUCCCCCAGGGUUUCUUGGGAAUGCGCGGGAAGAAACACGAAGACGACAGCUCCGAGCAGUACUACAAGCGAAAGCCCCAGUUCUUCGUCGGAGUCAAGGGCAAGAAGAACUUCUACGACUACCUGGAAAACCCUGACGGAUACUUCAAAAGGGCUCCGCUAGGCUUCACAGGUGUCAGAGGCAAAAAAGAGGACAUGUCUUCCGAAUACCAGUACUAUCCAUACGAAGCAUUGAAGCGCGAUGGGUCUUUGAUAGGCCAAAUCGAAUAUACCUCCGCGGAGCACAUCAACGACGGCCAAUACCCGAUUCUCAAUGAUAUCUUGAACGAGUAUUUACAGAAGCUCGAGCGUCAAGAAACGAACAGCGAUACCAACGAGACAGAAGAACAACGGAUCACGAACGAAGUGGAGAAACGCGCUGCGAACAUGCACCAGUUUUACGGCGUGCGAGGGAAGAAAUCUGUCGACAACAAAAGACCAUACGACUUGAGCAUCCGCGGGAAAUUCAUCGGGGUCCGCGGCAAGAAGGACGUAAAGAACAGCAACGGUAAAGAAAUCAAGUUUCUACUGAGCCGCCCGUUCCCGAAGAGGAGGGGGCAGAUGGGAUUCUUCGGGAUGCGCGGCAAGAAGUGGAUUGAUGUAUCGAGCCCUGAGAUGGAGAUCCCUAACUAAGUGACUCUUCACCAAGGAUUAUUUUGACCGCUGUUGUUACGCUGUGACUUCUUCGACUACAUAUCUUAACUAAUAAGAAUUCUUGCCAAUUACCUAAUAUUUAAGGCUUAUUUUAGCUGUUUUGAACUAGUCAAUGAUAUAAUCUGAAGAGUUGAAAAAACUUUUAUUAAAAUAAAUAAAAAGUAUUGUAGUUUUAAGUAAUUAAGGGCAUAUUUAUUUUUCUUUUACGAUUUAAAUAUGGAGGGAAGAGGUAAGGAGAACCGUGUCUGUUGUGAUAAAUACGGGUGGCGCUACAGUAGCAACCGGAUACAUUUUAAAAAAGGCGCUGAAAGUUAUUAGAAUAAGAUAGAGAAAUAAAAAGGGACGAAAGAACUGUAAGAACUACAAAAUCACAAAAAGUAUUUUAUUACGUUUUACCACAGCAAUACUUUUAGGUUAUAUUAACGAAAUUAGUUUGGACUACGUAAACAUGUCAUUAAAUAUAUUAAAUUUCCUAACUCAGCAUACUUCAAUCAGUUAAAAACUGCGCAAUUCAUAUCAUACCCUGUGCCUAUGCUAGCGCCAUUCUGGAGGAUUUUCGAACUGUUAUUUAGUGCUGAGAGUGGGAAACUUUUUCAAGUUUCUCCCAUAUGAGUCGGUUCUCCUUACCUCUACCCUCCAUAGAUUUAAAGAUCAGGUUAUGUAUCCAGAAUAGUGACAUUGAUAUAUGGUAGUAUUUCAUCUGUCAAUGACAAAUUGUUAGAUCUGUCAUGAUUGUGCAACAGGUUCGACAAAUUGAGCCUAACUCGAAACGUACGGACAUUGACAUUUGAAUAGCACUAAGCGUCUUACGUCUUCUUUUUUGUGAAUAAUAACUUUUUAUACGUGGCUUGUGUGUAUUUACCUUAUUAAAAAAAUAAUUUAUCUAUUAUCUAAAAUGACAUUUCAUUAUAUCGAGAGGUGGAAGGUCGUUUGGUUUAAUCGGCACGUCGCUUAAUAAGUGACAUUAAAAUUUAUCUUUGUAAUUAAAGGUCCGUUUUAUUUGGUAUUAGUAUAUUAUCAACAGUUCGAUGUUUUUAAUUGAACUUCGAUUAAGUUUAUUCCAUUCAAAUAGCUGAAAUAGUUUUUUUGAUAAGAUAUAUUUUCCAAUUUUUAAACAUUAAACGGCUCUUCUGUAAAGUUGAAAAAAUGUUUCUUAAGUCAAACAGCCUUUCACCCCUUUGUAUAUAUUAUUAAAUAAUAAAUCAUUAUAUGGAUGUUUUUGGUUUCUUUGCAUAUUCACAGCUUAGCGAUUCAAUCUGAUUAUUCUAAAUUGUAAACAUACUAGUUAAGUGUUCCAAAAAUAUCCGAUAACAUUAAAAAAUUUUUAAAGUAUUUAGUUUUUGAAACUAUAAUAGUUCUUACCAUAGCUAAUUAAUGUUGUAUUUAUUCAUUAUCGUUAUAGAAAAUUGACGAUUUAAAUUAUUCAUGUAACGACAUCUAUCGACGAAUAGAAACAUUAUUUUUACCAAAGAGAUUAGAUAUGUUAUAUAUGUAAUUUAAUGUCUUUGUUGUUGCAUUUUGUGAAGGCUGGCAAAAUGUAACAUUAAUUUACUUUAAACAAAAUAAACGUGUUAUGACUUUUAA